Phacochoerus africanus (Common warthog) is the source of this 3109-nucleotide messenger RNA. It is a transcript of the gene TAGAP, whose product is annotated as T cell activation RhoGTPase activating protein. The coding region runs from base 226 to 2328 and encodes 700 amino acids. The record is from RefSeq and is a predicted model, not a curated record. Lineage: Eukaryota; Metazoa; Chordata; Mammalia; Artiodactyla; Suidae. The transcript is spliced from 10 exons. Gene Ontology annotation, biological process: regulation of Rho protein signal transduction; signal transduction. Gene Ontology annotation, molecular function: GTPase activator activity.
UGAAUUUCCACCUGCCCGCCCCCUCGCCUUAUAACGCAGAACACGUGAAGUUAGAGCCGUUCAGUCUCCUCUGACAGUGGAUUAGUAGGAGCAGAGUGUCAUGCUGUUUCUCCCAUUUUCCUCAGUUCACGGGAGGUAAAAGAACUCUGGCUGGAGGCCCUCCGAGGACAGAGCCAAGGCCACACGGGAGCAAAAUUCAUCACUGGACAGUCAGCCCAAACUCUAAUGAAGUUGACCAGCAGCUGCCAUGGUUCAAAAACACUAAAUGCCAGUAAUAUGGAGACAUUAAUUGAAUGCCAAUCAGAGGGUGAUAUCAAGGCACAUCCUCUGUUGGCAUCAUGUGAGAGUGAAGAUAGCAUUUGCCAGCUAAUCGAAAUUAAGAAGAGAAAGAAGGUGCUGUCCUGGCUCUUUCUCCUGAGAAGGCUUUCUCCCUCCUCAGACUUUUCUGGAGCUUCAGAGACGGAGUUGAAGACGUCACUGUUUGCUCAGCCCUUGUCGGCUCUCUGCAGCGACGAGGACACGCUCCCCAGACCCAUUCAGGAUAUUCUCACUAUUCUGUGCCUUAAAGGCCCUUCCACUGAAGGGAUAUUCAGGAAAGCGGCCAACGAGAAGGCCCGAAAAGAGCUCAAGGAGGAGCUCAACUCCGGAGGCCUCGUGGAUCUGAAAAGUCUCCCUGUGCACCUGCUGGCCGUGGUCUUUAAGGACUUCCUCCGAAGUAUCCCCCUGAAGCUCCUUUCAUGCAGCCUGUUUGAGGAGUGGAUGGGCGCCCUGGAGAAGCAGAGCGAGGACGACAGGAUCGAGGCCCUGAAGCAGGUGGCAGAUAAGCUCCCCCGGCCCAACCUCCUGCUGCUCAAGCACCUGGUCUCCGUGCUCUACCUGAUCAGCAAGAACUCCGAGGUGAGCAGGAUGGACGCCAGCAAUCUCGCCAUCUGCAUCGGGCCCAACGUGCUGAGCCCAGAGAACGAGCACGACCUGUCGUUCGAAGCCCGGAGGGACUUGAACCAUAAGGUUAAGACGCUGGUGGAAUUCCUCAUCGAUAACUGCUUCGAAAUAUUUGGGGAGAACAUUCCGGCGCAUUCCAGCGUUGCCUCUGAUGACUCCCUGGAACACACGGACAGCUCAGAUGUGUCGACCCUGCAGAACGACUCAGCCUACGACAGCAACGAUCCCGACCCUGACGUGGACGCCAGCAGCGCCAUGGGCUCCCCGGGCAGGCAGCCCCCAGUGCCCUCGGACCCAGCCGCCGGCUCGGAGCCCCGAGGCCCACGGCACACCUGGGAGCCGAUCGUCAGCUCCGUGGCCAGACUGAGAGGCUCGCUCGGUCAGGCCGACAGGAGGUACUCGGACCCCAGCAUGGCAUCCUCGCGGGGGUGCCUGGACGGCUGGAGAGCAGAGCAGAAGCUCGCGCGGAGUGAGGAUGACUUCACCGGGUCCCGGGCCGCCUCCCUUCAUGUCGCUGAGGACGCCGAGGACCCAUUUUCAGAGGAGGUGUUUCCUGCAGCUGAAGGCAGAGGCCUGAGGCCACCGGACCUGGGGCUGCAGAACCUGGCUCAGGGUUUGGUGGCCCCCAGGGGACCAGCCCGCCAGGCCGCCUCCACUGGCUCCCUGGACACCUACUCUGACAGCUCGCCCCUGGCCUCUCCAUCCGGGCCCAAAAGGAACUUCUUCACCAGACAUCAGUCUUUCACAAGGGCCGAGAAAAGUAAGCCCAACCGAGAAAUUAAAAAGCACUCCAUGUCAUUCUCCUUCGCGGCGCACAAGAAAGCGCUGUCCAAAACCCCCAGCUCUGUGGCCGCCAAGUGCAAGGGCCUCCCCAGAGACCACGCCAAGAACGGCUUUCAAAAAGAAAGCCAGCUUGCCGGCCGGAUCGUCCAGGAAGACUUGACCGACAUCCACAGCCAGACUGCUCUGGCCUUGUACUCGGGGUCCUCCGCCCUCUCAGGGGAGGCGGUGGGUCAGAGGGGCCCUGGCAGCCCCCCCUCUUACGAGGAGGCCCUGCGGCACCAGGCCUGGGACCUUGCGGCCCCCGGGGGCCAGACGGUGGGCAGCAUGCGGGCCAGGAUGCUGAGCCUGGAUGCCGGGCUGCCGCCUCCUUCCUCUUCCCAGGCCCAGCUGUGGCCCGGGAUGGAGGCGUGGGAGCAGAGCAGGACUGUCUGUGCUUCCGUGGCGACGGUAGGACGGGUGACUGUCACCGGGAGACCGGAGUUGCAGCGGCUGAGGAUUCCGUCCGAGUCUCGCCAGAACAAGCAGGAGCUCGUGGCACAGCGGUGUAGUCAGCCGGUCUUUGAGGCCGACCAGCUCCGCUUGGCGAAAGAAUCCUACGUCUAGGGGGACGGGCCCGCCGCCAAGACGCGGCGUGGGGCAUCUCUGCAGACGGCCGGCUGUGUCGGCUCUGUUGAGCACCGCUGUCAGACUCUCUUGUCCCAAAAGUCAUGAAUAAGCUCCUUUAGAAAGGUGUGUGGCCCCCGCCUCAGAGCGGACGGCUGCACAGCUGCACUGGGCACGCGGGCGUUGUCUGUGCGCCUGCACUUGUGCAACAUGUAGCAAGCGGAUAAAGUGCAAAGAUGUCUGUCUCUGCGCACACGUGUACAUAUUUGUGUGUGAGCGUGCGGUCCUCUGUCGCUGUUCUCCGCCUCCUGGGGCACGUUUCUAGCCGGUAGUGUUUGCAAAGAAUCUCUCCCUUUGGAGGUUGCCGAGCAGCGUGCCGGUUCUCCUGUUCUCCACAAACUCCGUGUAGGGAAACGAUGACGUCUUCUGUUCGACGUUUACUCUCCUAAGCGGUUCUGCCAUAACCCCGGCCCACGGUAAGACGAGAGUUGAGUGUUUGGCGUUAUCAGAGGCAUUACAGACUCCGGGAAAAGAAAACGCUGCCGUUCGGCGGUACGAAGAAUGCUGGCAUGUGUCCUUGCAUCGUCUGAUUUUCCGUCUGGGCGGUGGAGAUGCGGUGCAGGCGGGGUGGUGAACUGAUGUGCAGCACUUUGAGCCUCUUGGUAGUCGGCGUGGCUUCUCCAGCGGCGGGGGGCAAGUUACCUUACCCGCAUGGAGGGUCACGUAUAAAACUUCGGUACAAUCUCACUACAAUAAAUUGCCUUCCUUGCUUCCGAGUAAA